Molecule: messenger RNA, 342 nt
Organism: Enterobius vermicularis (human pinworm)
Lineage: Eukaryota; Metazoa; Nematoda; Chromadorea; Rhabditida; Oxyuridae
Source: the annotation of a GenBank genome assembly
AUGGGUGCGCAUUUACCGAUCAUAUGCAACGACGACAUAAACACUUUCGUUUCAAACAUGUUAUAUUCUGUUGGCGUCAAUGAUGUUUUUAUUGACAACUCAGUGUUAACAGAACUUGGCGGCACCUCCAGCUAUGGCCAUUCCGACCUGACAUUUUGUCCUUAUGAAAACUGGAAAUACGGCCAUCCAGUAAUUUCUACAGAAGAUCGAAAACCGUGUACAGUAAUGAGAAGAGGAAAAAAUGGUACUGCAUUAUGGUCAAGUUUUAAGUGUACUUACAAGGUUCAGGGAUAUGUCUGUGAAAGACCAUGCUUUGAAGAAAACCAACUUCUUGAAACUUAA